Molecule: messenger RNA, 1760 nt
Organism: Diachasma alloeum
Lineage: Eukaryota; Metazoa; Arthropoda; Insecta; Hymenoptera; Braconidae
Gene: Or97
Product: putative odorant receptor 85d
Exons: 5
Coding region: 8-1195 (395 amino acids)
Biological process (GO): detection of chemical stimulus involved in sensory perception of smell; sensory perception of smell
Cellular component (GO): plasma membrane
Molecular function (GO): olfactory receptor activity; odorant binding
Source: RefSeq, a predicted model, not a curated record
CUUCACGAUGGUGCCCUAUAGUUUUGUCAUUCUCCAGUUGCUGGGCUUCUGUCGGUCGGCGACCUGGCAGGAAGGAUGGAAGACGAGGCUCUACGAUUGCUAUACCUACGUCAUGUUAUUUCUCCUCUACACGAAUGCCCUGUUCCAAUCAAUUUACGUUUUCACAUCGUUCGAGAGUGUCGAUGUGCUGAUUGAUAACACUUUUAUUCUUCUCACGACUAUUAAUAGUGGGUUGAAAGCGACGAGUUUUGUCCGUCGACGUCAGGAGAUUGUCGAUCUGCUUCGGAGGUACCGGAGUCAGAUGUGUUCACCGAGGGAUGAAGCGGAGGAGUUCAUUCGAUUCAAGUACGAACGGGUCAUCCAUAACUUGAGCUUAUGUUAUAUAAGCUUCACCAUGUGCACGGUGAUAUUCCAGACUUACGUCCAAUGGCGGGAAUUGGUACCGCGUGGAGAGCUUAUUUACAAAGCCUGGUUGCCGUACGAUAAUUCUUAUCCCCUCACCUUCUGGAUUUCCCACAUGCACCAAGUCAUCUGUCAGCUCGCCGAUGCUAGUGUCAGUUGUACGUACGGCGUUAUCGUCGCUGCAUUGAUGAUACACAUCACUGCGCAAUUUGUUAUCCUCAAUCAUCGAUUUGAAAAUUUAGCCGCGUCCCUGGGGUUCGCGGAUGGAAGUGGAAAAGGGCUCUCGAAAAUGAGAGAGAAUGAUGAUCAUGAGGGGAUCGUGAUGAUGGAGAGGGAGAAACUAGCCGAGUGUAUCAAACAUCAUUUGUGUAUAUUUGAAUGCAUGGAGAUGUCCAAUGACGUUUUCGGUGCAACUAUGCUCGCCCAGUACGCGGCAAGUUCAUUCAUCCUCUGUGGAACAGUUUAUAAAGUAUCGAAAAUGUCUGGGUUGGAUCCUGAAUUGAUAGGCGUUCUCAUGUACUUGGGGUGCAUGCUUUUCGAUAUAUUCCUGCCUUGCUACUAUGGCCAUAACGUGACUACAGAGAGUUUCAGAGUUUCUCAGGCGGUUUACAAUAUGUACUGGUCGGCAUUAAAAACACCUACGAAGAAGAGCUUGGUGCUGAUAAUGAGCAGAAGCCUGAAGCCUUUUAGAUUCACGAGUGGUUACAUAGUGCAGUUGUCUCUGGAUUCAUUCGGUGGACUCAUCAAAACAUCCUAUUCCAUAUUCAAUCUCCUCAAGCAACAGAGCAACUGAUUUGAAAUUUACAACCGUCAAUUAUGCCGAAAAAAUUACCUUACAAACGUCACGGAGACAUAAUUCUUCUGCAAAAGUAGUCACAAGUGUAGAAAGAAUGCUGGCACGGCUGUCACGAUUAUUAAUUACUGCAAUUUUCUUUUUUAAUUUCCAUUUCACUCUAAUGUCCUAUUUUUAAUACAACAGGCACAAUUCAUGAAUUAAUUAAUUUGUUAAAAAAACAGUAUUCUAAAAUUAAGAAUUAUUGAAAUUUAUUUUAUGUCUAAUUUUACAUCAAUUACGCAGAAUUUAAAAUUGAGAAUGAAAAUGAAAAUUUCAUGUCUUGUAAUACUUUUAACUACCACAAAUAAUCUAGUAGAACUUCAAGAGGAUUCUUGUAGUUACAAUGGUAAUUUAAUAGAAUUUCUUUGAGACGGCGGUAGUGUUCUAUUAAAAAAAAAUAUAUGAAAUCUCGUAAAUUCGCUAGAUAAUUUUUUUUUUAUGUACGGCAUUUUAAACCAUUUGGUUUACUCCGCCAGCUAUCCUCUACCUAACCUUGCGGCUGCGACGGACUAGAUCCGAUCAA